Molecule: messenger RNA, 908 nt
Organism: Cotesia glomerata
Lineage: Eukaryota; Metazoa; Arthropoda; Insecta; Hymenoptera; Braconidae
Exons: 4
Coding region: 113-784 (223 amino acids)
Source: RefSeq, a predicted model, not a curated record
CAAUACAGAGAGCGUCGACUGUACAUCGAUGUGUACCCGUGUAUAAUUUAGUUAUAUGUAUGGAUCCGGAACAUUCAGAGUACAGAAUAUUUUCUUUUAAAUUAAUUAAAAAAUGAUGGCUGAAGAUGAAAUGAUCCAUUACGGUUAUCGAAUAAGAUCGAGUUAUAACAGCGUGAAUUACAUACAAUGCAUUGCUAAAAAUCGAGAACAAUGUCCAGCUCAUGGUGAAAUAAGAAACGAAAGAAUAAUAUGGAGAAAAAAUCAUAAUCAUAAUCCCAAUGUGAUGGAUGACAUUAUUAGGCAAAUGAAGAAGGAGCUUCAUGAAGCAACAGAGUUAUCUCUUCAAGAUUUAAGGAGUAUUUAUAAUCAGAUAGUAUUGUCACAUCCUGAUGCUGCAGCUUUUGUAACUUUUCGGAGCAUAGAAAGAUCUAUGAUGAGGUGGCGACAAGCUGUGCGUCCACCAAUUCCAAUCUCACUUGAAAAUUACGCAGAGAUUUUGAACGAUCCGAAAUGGAAUCAUUUAACUGAAUACCCUACCGGCCGAUUAAAUGUUUCUACAGUUAUUGGAAGAGAUUCUUCUGUUGCUACUGUUAUUGGGGAUCCACAGUUCUUACAAACUAUAGUUGCGGAAGAAUUCUAUAUUGACGCAACAUAUAAAGUAUGUCCCAGAAAGCCUAAAUUUUAUCAGCUUUUUACCAUUAUGGCCAAAGUAAAUAAUGUAGCAAUUCCUAUCACUUGGGCAUUAAUGAAUAACAAGAGCACCUUAGCCUAUGUUACGUCUUAGCGUAAUUUUUAAAUUAUUUAUUUUAAUCCAGAUCAUUUAAGAUCUAUAGAUUGGGAUCGGGAGUAUUUUAGCUGGUUUUAAUUUUAGAAGUAAUAAGACUUGGGUUGCAGUUAAUACAUAUAUU